AGGACCCUGCACCCGCCUAUCAGUGAAACCGAUGAAAAAUUGCCGUUGAUAGCGUGCAAAGUAUCUAUCUUUUAAAGAUGACUCGUAUGUGAAAGUGAAGACAAAGGAACAUUGAGGAGGAAGGAUGGAAGAUAUAUGUCCUUGCACAACUUCUGGGAUGCAUGAUUGUCCUGAUUUGCGACCAUUACGUCUGUCUUUUUUGCUACUGUUACGUCUGAAGCUGACUGAAUUUUAAUUUCAUUUUUUUUCUUUGAGACUUAAGUUUGAGAAUCAGAAUGAAACGGAAAGACAUAUUCGCGCGCCGCAAAUCAGAAACAUUAAAGAGCAUUUGUUUGGAACUGAUUUUGGAGCUGGCAGAAAUCAUGAAGUGAAGAAAAUACUUUCUAAAAAAGGCUCACUAUGCAAACAUAUACGACGCUGAUGUACGGAAAAUUUAAGACAUAAGUUGCAUUUGUGUCCGAUGUCUUUUGGAAUGGAGGGUAGCGGUCACUUCAAACCAACACCUGCAAAUUUCGACCAGGUAUUGAACAGCUCGACCGGCAACAAUGUGACUUUAACGCCUAAUACUGACGAAAAAGAAGAAAGUUUUGCUUUCCAAGUCACCUUAGCAUCCGUUCUUGGUCUGCUUACUCUUGCCACAAUACUUAGCAAUGCAUUUGUCAUCGCGACCAUCUCCCAGUCCAGGAAGCUCCAGACACCGGCAAACUUCUUGAUCGCAUCCCUGGCUGUCACGGACCUUUUGGUGUCGGUGCUCGUGAUGCCCAUUUGCGCGCUUUAUACGGUCACCCACGAGUGGACGCUUGGACAGGUUAUUUGCGACAUCUGGUUGUCCUCGGACAUAACCUGUUGCACCGCGUCCAUCCUCCACCUGUGCGUAAUCGCUUUGGAUCGUUACUGGGCUAUCACGGACGCUGUCGAGUACGCUAAAAAACGGACGCAAGCGCGCGCCGCUGGGAUGGUGGCGACCGCUUGGAUCAUCGCCAUCUCCAUCUCUCUGCCACCGUUCUUCUGGCGCCAGGUGAAGGCGGGGGAGCUCACCAUCUGCACGGUAAACUCGGACCACAUCUUUUACACCAUCUACUCCACGUUCGGGGCUUUCUAUAUCCCCACGUUGCUACUCAUCGCCUUGUACGGGCGGAUUUACGUGGAGGCGAGGAAGCGCAUCUUGAAACAGUCUCCCAAAAAAGCGGGGAAAAGACUCACUUCAGCACAUCUCAUCACUAAUUCGCCCGCGUCCGUGACUUCAACUUCUCCUUUACAUUGUGGACGGCAAGAGCUUUGCUCUGACACCGGCUCUCUGAACAGUGACAAUCAAAUUCGAGUAACGGUGUCCGAUUCUCUUCUGGAGAAAAAGCGAAUAUCGGCCGCGCGCGAGAGAAAAGCCACCAAAACAUUGGGCAUUAUUUUAGGAGCUUAUAUUGUGUGUUGGUUGCCGUUUUUCAUUUACACACUGCUGGUGUCCCUCUGCCCAUCCUGUAUGUUUUCUCCAGAACUGUUUGACUUUUUUACAUGGCUUGGCUACCUCAACUCACUCAUCAACCCGAUAAUAUACACCAUGUCGAAUGAUGACUUUAAAAAAGCUUUCCACAAACUCAUAAACUUUAGAUUUUGCAGAUGUUGAGAUUAGGACUGUAGUGAAAUAAACUCUGUUAUAUGGGCCUCAUUAGAAGACAUAGGCUUUUAGUUCAAAAUUCAACAGAAUAUUUGGAUUUUGUUCUAUUAAUAGUGCUUUGACAGCUUGUGGUGGCAAAUAAUACAAAACUGUUUAAAAAAAACUGCAUUGUCUUUAUCAAAUUACUUUAUCAACUAUUAAACUGCUCUAACGUGCUCACUGCCAAUAGCUGCCGACUUAUCCUUAAAUUAAUAAAUAAGUUGGGUUAUCCAUUUGCUUGUGCUUAAAUCCAGUACGUUUUUCCUUGUCUUAUGACUGAAAAAGUCUGUUACUUACAACAAUGCAUGCUUAGCUACCUUAAAUCAGUUUCUCAAUAAUGAAAAACAGGCCUAUAAAACUAGAAAUUCUUAAAUCUGUUUUUGGUAUGUCAUUGCUCUGCUUGUCAGUGGUGCUACACACGUAGGUGGUUUGGUGAGAAGCCUUUUUCACACCUUGCAUUCAAAGAGAUAACAAAUAAGCAGUGGAAAUGUAUAGUACCGAGGUUAAAUAUAUACACAGCAAAACAACUCAUGCACAAUUAAAAUGACUGAAAAAGAGGGCUCUCUAGAUUUGGACAUGUUGGUUGAAGACUGAUGAAAGAAUUGAGAUUGUGGCGCAAACUAAUUCGGUUAAACAGGUUCACCUUCUACACUCAUAAGUCAUAUUAUCUGUCACUUGGCAGCAGGAGAGAUCAGAGAGUAACUGUGAAUGGCACAUCUACCGCAGGAGGUGAGUAAUGCGUCAAAGAUGCGCCAAAAAGGGCCAGGUGGAGAUAUUGACCUAUCAAGCCUAUAUGGAAGUGACAUAUACAGGGAAAAGUCACUGAAAAGCCACAGUGUUGCAAAAAGGCAUGUUUGAUAUUUCCCACAAUUAUGCUUUUUCACAAUAAGCCAGUGUCUUUCCAUGUUUAAUCAUGGUGGGUAUUGAUUUAGUUAUCAGGCUGCAAACCCUCCUCCAGCAGUCAGUGAAACUGGGGACAUUUUUAAGUGGAGGGCGUUGCUGUUGGAUCUUUCAACUUGCUGAUAUUGGGCAACCAGCCAGCAGAGCUUUUUAAUGUAUAUUAAUUCAAUGUGAAGUGAACUACAGUCACUGAGCACUUUAUUAGGUACACCUGUACAUCUAUUUAUUAAUGCGAUUAUCUAAUCAGCCAAUCGUGUGGCAGCAGUGCAAUGCAUAAAAUCAUCCAUAUACGGGUCAGGAUCUUCAGUUAAUGUUCACAUCAACCAUCAGAAUAUGGAAAAAAAUGUGAUCUCAGUGAUUUUGACCAUGACAUGAUUGUUGGUGCCAGAUGGGCUGGUUUGAGUAUUUCUGUAACUGCUGAUCUUCUGGGAUUUUCACGCACAACAGUCUCUAGAGGUUGCUCAGAGUGGUGCCAAAAACAAAAAACAUCCAGUGAGUGGCAGUUCUGCGAACGGAAACACCUUGUUGAUGAGAGAUGUCAAUGGAGAAUGGCCAGACUGGUUCGAGCUGACAGAAAGGCUACGUUAACUCAGAUAACCACUCUGUACAAUUGUAGUGAGCAGAAUAGCAUCUCAGAAUGCACAACACGUUGAACCUUGAGGCGGAUGGGCUACAGCAGCAGAAGACCACAUCAGGCAAUUUAUUAGGACAAUAGUGUUCCUAAUAAAGUGCUCAGUGAGUGUAUAAGAUCUAAUUUUAUAAUAUUACAGCUCGAAUGUUUAACGCCACCAAAAACGCCUGCAGGAAGUGUAAGCUGUCCUGUCAGAAGCAUUUAAUAGUGAAUAAUAAAUUAGCUCUCAAAAAGAGUGAAAAAGUGCUGCUGGAAAAGAAGUCAACAUGAUGAGAUCAAAGUUCUUUUUGUACGUAUUGGUUUUUCUAAGGGAAAGUUUAUGCUGAUUAAUAUGUCUUAAGGGUAGAAUUACUAUAAUAAUGAAGAGCAGUUAAUUAUUUGAUUGUUGGUUGAAUUAAUUUUAAUCUCUUGUCUUCUGAUCCCGUCUGAAGUAGUGGAUUUAUCUUAAAUUACACACUAUGCAAAAUAAACCACACAUUUAUGUCUAAAGCUUUUGUAGUUGAUGAAUAUUUUUCUUUUCAUGCUUAUUUGACACUGGUUAAAAUGAAAAUAAUUUUUUUUGUAGUUGUUGUUGCAAAAGAUGACUCAUCUUAAAUAAAGUGUGCUGAACAGUUUUUCCCCUACUUAUCCUAAAUGUCUUCUAGGAUGGAACAUUAAUCACGACAAGCACUCAUUUGCAGGCAUAUGAUUACCACAUGCCUUUGAUAACAUAUGACCUUGGUAUAAUCAACAUACAAAGCAUUCAUUACAAGGCAUACAUUACUAACAUGAUCUGCAUUUAUGUCUGUGCAUUAUCACUGAAAUUCAUGCAGAUUAAUGGAAAAGUCAUUGGUCAUUGAAAUUGUAUUUUGAAAAAGUAUAUUGCAAAAUGCUUUAGCUUCGUUGUACCUCGACCUUCAUUAGACCUAUUCCCAAGGGCUUCUUCCAUGCCUGAUAUAUUAACCACCAACUGUUCCUUCACAAUUUAAAUAGCCAUGCAAUUACAGUUUACUUUAAUUGUGAGAAACAGAUGAUAUGUAUGAUUCUCUGGUUUAUUGUGCUUUUAAUGAAUUUGUUUACAUGUUUUCUUGCAUUGUGAUAAACCACAGCUUAUUGUCCAAUUGGUCUGACCUUGCUUACUUAGUACCAAAGUUUAGCACGGAAAGAGUGUAU
Messenger RNA from Myxocyprinus asiaticus (Chinese sucker), 4334 nucleotides. RefSeq names its product 5-hydroxytryptamine receptor 1B-like. The record is from RefSeq and is a predicted model, not a curated record. Bases 461 to 1621 code for a protein of 386 amino acids. The transcript has a single exon. Gene Ontology annotation, biological process: adenylate cyclase-activating adrenergic receptor signaling pathway; bone remodeling; chemical synaptic transmission. Gene Ontology annotation, molecular function: G protein-coupled serotonin receptor activity. NCBI's taxonomy places the organism in Eukaryota, Metazoa, Chordata, Actinopteri, Cypriniformes, Catostomidae. Gene Ontology annotation, cellular component: plasma membrane.